Molecule: messenger RNA, 4245 nt
Organism: Doryrhamphus excisus (bluestripe pipefish)
Lineage: Eukaryota; Metazoa; Chordata; Actinopteri; Syngnathiformes; Syngnathidae
Gene: tbxas1
Product: thromboxane A synthase 1 (platelet)
Molecular function (GO): iron ion binding; heme binding; oxidoreductase activity, acting on paired donors, with incorporation or reduction of molecular oxygen
Source: RefSeq, a predicted model, not a curated record
UUCAGGUUCGCUUAUAAACCAAUGAGGAGACGAAGAAGACGCACUGACACAAGUCAUGUGACAGAGAAAGGAAGUAACUCAAAUAAUAGUUAAGAUAUUCAACAUGGAGCCCGUUGGAGUAUCCAUGGCACUCGGCCUCCUCUUCCUGGGUCUUCUGUACUGGUAUUCCGUAUACCCGUUUUCAGUCCUUGCUCGAUGUGGAAUCAAACAUCCAAGGACAGUUCCUUUUUUCGGAAACCUAUUCCUGUUUCGGGAGGGCUUUUUCCGUCCUUUGUCUGACCUUAUAAAAACAUAUGGAAGAGUUUGCGGAUACUAUUUGGGUAGGAGAGCAGUAGUAGUGGUGGCGGAUCCUGACAUUCUUAAACAAGUGAUGGUGAGAGAGUUCAGAGGUUUCCCGAACAGAGGGAAGAUUCGCUUUGCCGGCAAACCCAUGAGCGAUUGUCUGCUCAUGUUGAGGAACGAACAGUGGAAGAGAGUUCGCAGCAUCCUGACCCCGUCCUUCAGUGCUGCCAAAAUGAAAGAGAUGGUUCCUCUCAUCCAAACAGCCACGAGCGCCCUGAUCAACAACUUAGACGUCCAUGCGGGAUCAAAGGAGGCCUUUGACAUCCACAGGUGCUUCGGCUGCUUCACGAUGGACGUAAUCGGCAGCGUGGCGUUUGCGAUGCAGGUGGACUCCCAGAAGAACCCAGACGACCCGUUUGUCCGCCACGCUCAGAUGUUCUUCUCCUUUUCGUUCUUCAGGCCCAUCAUGAUGUUUUUUAUUGCUUUCCCGCACAUCAUGGCUCCGCUGGUGGGACUCAUCCCGAAUAAACGGCGCAACCAAAUGAAUCAUUUCUUCAUCAAGAGCAUUAAGGCGAUCAUCACACAGAGGCAGGCGCAACCUCCCGAGCAGAGACGUCGAGAUUUCCUUCAGCUGAUGUUGGACUCUUGGGAGCACUCCGACACAGCGAGUUCAUCCAAAAAGCUCAUGACUGAAGAUGAGAUUAUAGGGCAAGCUUUCGUCUUCCUGUUAGCGGGCUACGAAACCAGCAGCAACACGCUCGGCUUCACGUGCUACCUCCUCGCGCUCCAUUCGGAAUGUCAGCAGCGAGUCCAGGAAGAGGUGGAUGACUUCUUUCGCAGACAUGAGUCACCUGACUACAUGAACGUCCAGGAGCUGAAGUAUUUAGAUAUGGUCGUGAGUGAAGCAUUGCGCCUCUAUCCUCCUGCAUUCAGGUUUGCACGAGACAUUGAGGAGGACUGCGUUGUCAACGGCGUUUUCUUCCCGAAAGGAGCUUCAUUGGAGAUCCCCGCUGGUUUCCUUCACUCCGAUCCGGAGCACUGGCCCGAGCCUGAGAAAUUCAUCCCUGAGAGAUUCACUCCUGAGGCAAAAGCAAGUCGACAUCCAUUUGUGUAUCUGCCCUUUGGGGCCGGGCCACGCAACUGUGUGGGAAUGAGGCUCGCCCAGCUGGAGAUCAAGAUGGCUCUGGUUCGUCUUUUCCACCGCUUCACUCUCCUGAUGUGCUCCGAAACAAAGGUUCCGCUUGAGUUGAAGUCGGCGAGCACGCUCGGACCCAAAAAUGGCAUUUUUGUCAAGAUCGCAAGACGAGACAAGAGUGAAAUUUUGAGUCCAGUCGCUGAUUCCAACCGAGAAUAAUGAAGCACUCCUGGACAUCACGUUGAAACGUAAACAACUGUUGAAGUGUUUGAGGUGUCACUUAAACAAAAAAUAUGGACGUCAGGUGUUUCAACUGAAAUCACCCAUGUUCUACCGACGAUUUAUAAAGACCCAAAAGGCUAGAAACAAACCCUUUUUUGAGUCUAAAAUUUCUUUACGGUCCAAGUCAGUAAUACAUUUUGAAUGGUACCCGGAGAAAACCCACGUAUACACGGGGAGAACAUGCAAACUCCCCCAUGGAAUCGAACCCAGGUCUCCUAGCUGUGACGUCUACAUGCUAACCACUCCACCACUGUGCAGACCACUCCUAAAUAGUUCAAAUACAUGUAUUCCUCCCCCUUCUGUUAUAAUUUGCAUGCUAUCCUCAUUAAAAUAUGAAAUCCUAUAAAUGUUUGGGCGGUUUCAGUUAAAGCAGACACUGUUUUUUCAAUUUUGUUUUUGUUUUUUCAUAGAUGUAAACAACUCUUGAAGUGUUUGAGGUGUCACUUAAACAAAAAAAUAUGGACGUCAGGUGUUUCAACUGAAACCACCCAUGUUCUACUGACGAUUUAUAAAGACCCAAAAAGGCUAGAAACAAACUCUUUUUUUUUCUGAUGAAAAAAGAGAGUCUAAAAUUUCUAAAAUUUGAAUGUCGCUACGCAGCGGAAGGAGGCUACCAUUUUAUGGCGCACAUACGUACCCUUGCCAAAGGCGGUGCCGUGAACGCCACUCAUCCUCCAGUCAAAGUUCUGCUCACAGAUGGCUUCAACCAGGGUCUCAUUUGUCCCGUGGAACAAGUACUGCUCAUUGACGGGUUUUCCGCCAUUCCUCUUCUUCAUCUGCUCUUUCUGCCUGAGCGCCAAAAGAGAAUCAUCACUCAUCAGAUGUAGGAUCCCUUAUUCAUACAUAUAAUAUUUUUAUAUAGUUUAACCUUAUGAGCUCUCUAGACAAAUAUAACACCCCUAUAGUCACCUUUUCACUUCUAGUUUGGUGUGGAAUACAACGUAUCAGCACGUGUUUGGAUGCGAAACGAAACACCGCGAUAGUAUAGGCGGGGAGAACAUGCAAACUCCACCUGGCAUUGAACCCAAGUCCCCUAGCAGUGAGGUCUACAUGCUAACCACUCGAACACCGUGCAGCUCGUAAAUAGUUCAAAAACAUGUAUUACUUCCCCCCCCCCCCCCCCCCCCUUUCUGUCAUUGUUUGCAUGCUAUCCUCAUUAAAAUAUGAAACCCUAUAAAUGUUUGGGUGGUUUCAGUUAGAGCAGACACUGUUUUUUCACAACAUGCUAGGUUAAUUAGCCACUCCAAAUUGUCCAUAGGUAUGAAUGUGAGUGUGAAUGGUUGUUUGUCUAUAUGUGCCCUGUGAUUGGCUGGCCACCAGUCCAGGGUGGACCCCGCCUCUCGCCCGAAAAAGACAACUGGGAUAGGCUCCAGCACCCCCACGACCCUCGUGAAAUGAAUGAAUGAAUAAAUAAAACUGUAAAAAAAAAUAUUUGAAAGUGUAAAAAACAUGAAUAAAAUAAGUAUUAAAAAUGAAAAUAAAUUUUAAAAAAUGACAUUUAUUUAACAAAACGAAAAUGAACUAAAAAGACUUACAUAAAAGCAAAAUAUGUUAAGUGUAAAAAAUAAAAACACAUACACAUAUUACAAAUAAUAAUUACUUGAAAGGAUAAAAAAAUAAUACAAAUAAAAUUUACAAUUAUGACAAAAAAAUUAUAAAAAAAGUGCACAAUAAAAUAAAUACAUAUUUAGAGUGUAAAAAAAUUAAUACAUAUAAAUAACAACAGAAUUAAAUCAAUAUGUAAAAUUACUGAAAUAAAAGUGUAAACAAAAAACCCUGCAAAUCAGGAAGAAUAAUUUCUUAAAAGUCUAUGAAAUUAAACUAAAAUUGCCUAUUAUAAUGAAAUAUUUGGAAUUUUUUUUAUAUAUAUAUACAGUAAACCUCGGAUAUAUCGGACUCGGAUAUAUCAGAAAUUUGCUCACAACGGACAGAUAAAAAAGAACCGAUUUUUCUGUAAUGCAUUUCCAAUAAAAAUUCAUUGCAUAUAUCUGAUUUUUUAUAACGGAUUUAGCCAAUUUCGGACAAAAUCUCCAGUCUCGUUCCAAUGCAUUUCCAUUAAAUUUCCCUCGCAUAUAUCGGAUGGCCGCAUCGUGGAGCUCCGAUUCGCCGAAUCGUGACAAAUUACGAGAUAGAAAGUCGAAAAAACGAGAUAGAAAGUCAAAAUUACGAGAUAGAAAGUCGAAAAAACGAGAUAGAAAGUCAAAAUAACGAGAUAAAAGGUCAAAAUAACAAGAUAAAGUCAAAAUAACAAGAUAAAGUCAAAAUUACGAGAUAGAACGUAAAAAAACGAGAUAGAAAGUCGAAAUAACGAGAUAAAAAGUUGAAAUAACAAGAUAGUCAAAAUUACAAGCUAGAAAGUCGAAAUAACAAGAUAGAAAGUCAAAAUAACGAGAUAAAAAGUCGAAAUAACAAGAUAAAAAGUCAAAAUAACGAGGUACAAAGUCGAAAUAACGAGAUACAAAGUCGAAAUAACGAGAUACAAAGUCGAAAUAACGAGAUACAAAGUUAAAAUAACGAGAUACAAAGUCAAAAUAACGAGAUACAAA